CGCCCUGUGGAGCCUUCGCACUGUGUCUGUGGCGAGUGCUCGUGCGGCGGUAGGAGUCCGACGCUCCCGCUCUCCCUCCUUUGGGAUAUUGUGUGCCUGGGAGAGUGAAAAUGGCGGUGGAGGGCGAACGCGUGGUGGUGAGACGGGCCCUUUGAGUGCCUGCCCCUGCCUCCCCUACCACCACCACUGCGGGCUGUGAGGAGCGAUUCACAGACACAGACAGAGAGGGUACAGCGCCGCCUACCUCUUCCAGAUACCUCCUCUUCCUCCCUCUCUCCCUCCCUCAUACACACUCACAGACACACACACACACACACACACACAUACAUACACACACGCUCUCUCUCUCUCGCUCUCGCUCUCGCUCUCUUCCUCGCCGCUCCACGAUCAAUCAGUCCUCCGCCCGGUGGAAGCCAUCUUGCCUGAGUAAUCCGCCGCCAUGUCGUCGGUCAAGGUGGCAGUGCGGGUGCGUCCCUUCAACAACAGGGAGAUCGCCCGGGAGAGCAAGUGUAUUAUUGAGAUGGGCGGCAAGACGACCAUCAUCACAAACCCCAAGGCUCCUCCUGGCAGCAAGGAUGGGUCCAAGAGCUUCAACUUUGACUACUCCUACUGGUCCCAUAACGUGAAUGAUCCAUCCUUUGCCUCCCAGCAAGAUGUGUUCAGAGACAUUGGCGAGGAGAUGCUGGAACAUGCUUUUGAAGGCUACAAUGUGUGUAUCUUUGCCUACGGACAGACAGGGGCGGGCAAGUCCUACACCAUGAUGGGCAAGCAGGAAGAGGGACAGGAGGGCAUCAUCCCCCUCAUCUGCAAGGACAUGUUCAACAGAAUUGCUGACACGACAGACCAGGAGCUGCAGUACUCUGUCGAGGUGAGCUACAUGGAGAUUUACUGUGAGCGUGUGAGGGACUUGCUCAAUCCCAAGAAACAGAACAACCUGAGGGUGAGGGAACAUCCCCUGCUGGGCCCCUAUGUGGAGGACCUCGCCAAGCUUGCUGUCACCACCUAUGAGGACAUCCAGAACCUGAUUGAUGAGGGCAACAAGGCCAGGACGGUUGCUGCCACCAACAUGAACGAGACAUCCUCCCGUUCCCAUGCUGUGUUCACUAUUGUCCUGACACAGCGUCGGGAUGACACCACCACCAAGCUGACCUCUGAACGAGUCUCCAAAAUCUCGCUGGUGGACUUGGCUGGCUCUGAGCGUGCAGACUCCACAGGGGCCAAGGGAACCCGCCUGAAGGAGGGAGCAAACAUUAACAAGUCCCUCACUACUCUGGGAAAGGUUAUCUCCGGCCUGGCAGAAGUGGCCUCCAAGCCCAAUAAGAAGCGGAAAGGAGAGUUCAUUCCCUACCGAGACUCUGUACUGACCUGGCUGCUGCGAGAAAAUCUUGGCGGCAACAGCAAGACAGCCAUGGUGGCAGCCAUCUCACCCGCUGACAUCAACUAUGACGAGACUCUCUCCACCCUCAGGUAUGCUGACAGGGCUAAGCAGAUCCGUUGUAAUGCCGUGGUGAAUGAAGACGCCAACGCUAAGCUAAUCCGAGAACUGAAGGAGGAGAUACAGCGCCUGCGAGAGUUACUCAAACAGGAAGGGAUUGAGGUGCAGGAUGCCGGCCAGGAUGACAAGGUCAUCAAUCGCAAUGACAACCGUCCUGCUAAACUUGCCCCAUGUGAGGAGAUCACCAAGGUCAUGAACAGCAAGAACGACAAGGAGACACCCCAGAUCACUUCCCCUGUGUCGACUGUUGCCGAGAAUGCAGUGGAUCAGCUUCAGGCUAAUGAGAAACUCAUUGCUGAACUCAAUGAGACUUGGGAGGAGAAACUGAAGCGCACUGAGAGCAUUCGUUUGCAACGAGAGGCAGUGUUUGCUGAGAUGGGGGUGGCCCUGAAGGAAGACGGGAACACCCUGGGUAUAUUCUCACCAAAGAAGACACCUCAUCUGGUCAACCUGAACGAGGACCCCUCCAUGUCAGAGUGUCUGCUGUAUUACAUCAAGGACGGCUUCACCAAGGUGGGCACAGCUGAGUCCAACAUCCCGCAGGACAUCCAGCUGUGUGGCUCACACAUAAUGCCAGAGCACUGCCAGUUUGAGAACCAGGAAGGUGUGGUGGUGCUGCACCCAGUGACCAAGGCAAUGUGCUAUGUGAACGGCAAGGAGGUGAUGGAGCCAAUGGUGCUCAAGACAGGCUCCCGCGUCAUCCUCGGCAAGAAUCAUGUGUUCCGCUUCAACCACCCUGAGCAAGUCCGUGAGCGCCGGGAGACCAAGUCCCCAGCAGAGACACCCAAUGCAGCAGAGCAGGCUGACUGGAAUUUUGCCCAGGUGGAGUUGCUGGAGAACCAAGGCAUUGAUCUGAAGGAAGAGAUGCAGAAGAGGCUGGUGGCCCUGGAGGAGCAGUACCAGCGGGAGAAGGAAGAGGUGCAGAAAGAGUUUGACAAGGAGAGGAAGAGCUAUGAGGCAAGGAUUGAUGCAUUGCAGAAGCAGGUGGAGGAACAGAGCAUGACCAUGUCCCUCUAUUCCUGCAAUAAUGAGGAGUUUACUCACGAUGAAGACAUAUUUGUAAACCCCUUGUUUGACGCAGAAUGCAACUGGUCGGUACGGGAUUAUGCCUUAGCCUCCUGGGCAUUCCGCAAAUGGAAGUAUCACCAGUUCACCUCCCUGCGUGAUGAUCUCUGGGGAAAUGCUAUCUUCCUCAAAGAAGCCAAUGCCAUAUCUGUCGAACUCAAGAAGAAGGUCCAGUUCCAGUUCACGCUGCUGACGGACACACUGUACUCUCCCCUGCCACCUGACUUCCUGCCGCUGAUGGAUGAGGAAGACGAGGAGGAGGAUGAGGAGGACCGGCCCAUCCCUCGAACCAUUGUGGCUGUGGAAGUUCAGGACACCAAGAACGGUGCCACACACUACUGGACACUUGAGAAACUGAGACAUCGUUUGGAGUUGAUGCGUCAGAUCUACAAUUCUGACGUGAGCCCAUGCUCCCCUCUGCCGCCCUCCCCGCCACCUGCUGAGCGCCCUGCGGAGGAGGAGCUGCAGACCUGCAUUCCAGCGUGUAACCAGGCCAAGCUCUCCCUCUCCCAGCUCCUGCCCACCAGACUCCUCAACACCCGCAUACAGCGCCUGGAGCUGAUGCGGGAGAUGUACCACAAUGAGGCAGAGCUGUCACCCACCUCCCCAGACUACAACAUUGAGAAUUUGACAGGCGGAGAUCCUUUCUAUGACCGCUUCCCUUGGUUCAGGCUUGUUGGAAGAGGGUUCCUGUACCUAAGCAACCUGCUGUACCCUGUGCCUCUGCUGCAUCGUGUGGCCAUUGUCAACGAGCGUGGUGAUGUGAAGGGCUACCUCAAGGUGGCAGUGCAGGCCGUUAUUGUCUCUGAGGAGGAUGCUGUGGAGAGCUCCCAGCCAGCAGGAGUGAGGCAGUCAGCCAGGAUAUCUUUCAAUGAGGGCAGCUUCAAGAGGCCACGUGCCAAGCGAGGGUCCCUGUCAGCCCAGGUACUGGAGAAGAAUACAGCAGCUGCAGCAGAGGAGGAACGCAUUGUGGAGGGACAAGUGGGUCCAGGAGACACUAUCAAGCUGGAAGAUGAGGUAUGUGAGGUGGACAGUGGACGGGGUGACAGCAGUGCCAGUUCAUGUGACAGCGGCAAGUAUGAUGACCUGCCGCCCCACCUGCGCCUUGGACAGGAGCUCACCUUCCGUGUCACAGUCCUCCAGGCCUUUGACGUCUCCACUGAGUAUGCUGACAUCUUCUGCCAGUUCAACUUCCUGCACCGUCAUGAUGAGGCGUUCUCCACCGAGCCCGUCAAAAACACCGGCAAGGGACCCCCACUUGGCUUCUAUCAUGUACAGAAUAUCACUGUCACGGUGACCAAAGCUUUCGUAGAUUACAUCAGGACUCAGCCCAUCGUGUUUGAGGUGUUCGGUCACUACCAGCAGCACCCACUUCACCGAGACUCACGCCAGGACGCCACACACUUCCAGCCCAUCCGCUCCCCGAAGUUCGGCGUGAUGCAGAGCCCAUCCACCUCCCACGUGCACGCCAGGCAUGACCUCCUCGUCUGGUUCGAGAUCUGCGAGCUAGCCCCGAGUGGAGAGUAUGUUCCUGCAGUAGUGGAGCACGGGGACGACCUGCCUUGCCGUGGCCUCUUCCUCCUCCACCAGGGCAUCCAGCGACGCAUCCGCAUCACCAUCGUGCACGAGCAUUCACAGGACCUGGUGUGGAGGGACGUGAGGGAGCUCGUGGCCGGUCGAAUCCGCAGUACCCCCGAAAAUGAAGAUGACAAUAAUGACACCUCAGUCCUCUCCCUUGGAAUCUUCCCUGGCGAGUACCUUGAGUAUCCUGGCGAGGACCGCACUCUCUUCCGCUUUGAGGCUGCCUGGGAUUCCUCUCUCCACAAUUCCGUGAUGCUCAACCGCGUCACUCUGCCCGGCGAACAUGUCUACAUGACUAUCUCUGCUUACCUGGAGCUGGAGAACAACGCCCAGCCAGCCAUCAUCACCAAGGACCUCUGCAUGGUGGUGUACGGCAGGGACUCACGCACCAUACCCCGCUCCCUUCGUCACAUCUUUAGCGGCUCAUACAAGAAUGCCGAGGCCAACCGGAUCUGCGGGGUCUAUGAGACAGUUCUGAAGAGAGCGACUGAAGCAGGUAGUCCAGGCUUGCAGCGGCGGCAGAGGAGAGUCCUGGACACUAGCUCCACUUAUGUGCGUGGGGAGGAAAAUCUCCACGGAUGGAGACCCAGAGGAGACUCGCUCAUCUUCGAGCACCAGUGGGAGUUGGAGAAGAUCACUCGGCUGACUCAGGUGGAGCGCACCCGACAUGUGCUGCUCCUGAGGGAGAAACUGGGCCUUGGCUCCACCCCACAUGCCACCAGCCACCACCAUGACUUCACCAAGAGCGAGAAGCCCCUUAUCAACCACCAUCAUACUUUCACGCAGGAGGUGGCAAACCAAGCAGCCAAGGCAGGGUGUGAUGCACGUGCUGUCCUCACCCGCUACUCCUCCCGUGACAACCCCCAGACUGACACUGAGACCAUGGGAGAGGCAGAGAAAGCCACUGCCCUCAAGUUUGUCAGACUCAUGCAGCAGGGCCGGUCAGCACAGUCCCUCGCCAAGCAGGAGAUGCCAGCCCAGACCCCAAGUGAUGAUCAGGAUGCCCUCACCACCUCAGUGACCUCCUCUUGUUCUUCCACUGCCUCUGCUGAGCCAUCAUCUCCUGAGAGGCCCCGUGCCCCAGUGCCAGAGCUCCACAUCCCGCUUGGUGGCAGUGCCGUGGUGAACCACGACUCCCCACCAGCCAGCCCAGGAGACUCCCAGGACUCGUCUCCUCUGGUGGAGUGCCGCUCAAUGCCACUCUACGUGCCCGAAGUGGAGGAGAUCCGCAUUUCACCCGUGGUCAGCAGAAAGGGUUACCUCAACGUGCUUGAUGACCGCACCAACACCUGGAUCAAGAGAUGGGUGGUGGUUCGUCGCCCAUAUGUCUUCAUCUUCCGGGACGAGAGGGACCCAGUGGAGCGUGGACUCAUCAAUUUAGUCACUGCACAGAUUGAAUAUUCAGAGGACCAGCAGGCAAUGGUCCGUGUCAGGAAUUCCUUCAGCGUGGUCACCAAACAAAGGGGCUUCUUGCUGCAGACACUGGGAGACAAGGAGGUGCAUGACUGGUUGUAUGCCAUCAACCCACUCCUGGCUGGGCAGAUCAGAUCAAAGUUGGGUCGCCGCAGUCGCCACACGUCAGGCGGCAGCCACCCCAACACCCUCUCAGUGCCCACUAAGUGAGGUGGCUACCCCCUCAUCAUCACCACCACCACCACCACUCCACCCUCAGCCUCCCUUCGGCGCCACCACUCCACCCGUGGCCCCUAAGGUGUCUCGGGUCCCUUGCCACUCACCUACUGCAACAACAACAUCAACACUACUACUCCUCCUCCUCCUCCUCUUAGCCAGAAAGGAAGAAGUGGAAGUGGCGCUGCUACGUAACAGUACUACCACGUCUUAGUGUUUUCAUGUAUGUGUCAACCAGAAUAAUAAAUAAACACGUAUUCCAGAAGCUAAAAAGUAGUCGUGCGUGAGGAGGGCGGCCAAAUGGAAAGAAAGGUUCUCCCUCCCACCCGUCAAGUGGUGGGAACACUCGCUGCGCCUUCAAGGCAAGGUGACAGUCACACUGUGUUUCACCUUCAGGAGACGUGGCUGGCAGGGCCGCGUUGGUACCUCCUUCAGUCUGACCAUCAUUAUAUAUACAUAUAUUUUUUUCUGCCAACCCCUCCCCCUUUAAAAAAAAAGCAUGUAGUAGAAGAGUCAGUACACUUGUCAUAUUUACAUACUACUAUACUGUCUGAGAGAGAUAGGAUGCCUCAUUCUUUGUAUCUGAUGGAAUUCUUAGUUUUGAAAGAUGUUCCAGUAAUGACUGCAUGACUGUCUAUUCUCUAGUCCCUAAGAUGACAAUACUACUCAAAAAAACUGAGCUUUAGAGAGACACUGCAGAUCCCUCUCAUCCCUCUCCCCCCCCCUGCCACCCACAGACAUUCCAAUCCUCUUUAUUCUUGCAGUGUUUGCUGUGUUUCUCCUCCCAAGUGUUCAGUAAAUGAGGACAAACAAUCAUUUUCCCUGAUCAACUCUUUGUUCACCCCACGUGCUUGUUGCCUGUUGCUGUUCCUGGGCCCAACCAGUAUCACUCCCGUAUUGUGAUCAUUACUGUUGACUCAUUAGUGCUGCAAGAUGAUACACAUUAUUACCAAGUUAGGCAGAGAGAGAGAGAGACACACAACACACACAUACACACACACACACACACAUGCACAUUCAUUCUUGUGAUGUGUAGGAGGUAGGUGGGAUGUGAUGUCCUGCCACUCACUAACAUUCCUCUAGAGGCCUGAAUUUUUUAUGUAACCCCACACCAAUAGUGGCCUCUCCAUUACAUUAUGAAGAAAUGUUUGUUUUGAAUUGUCAGGAGCAUUUGUGAACUAUUUCUUUGCAUAGCUCAUCCCUUUCACUCCCACAGCUUCCUCUGCCCUGUCAUGUAAUUCCAGUCAAAGCAGGGCAUGUCUGGUUACUGAAAAGAUUAGGGGUUAAGUCAGGUUUGUAUGGACCUUGUGUUUUUCUGUUCUGUUGUGCUGUAAAUACUUCCUUUUUCAGGACGUAAAAGUCUUCAUGGCCAGACUUGAAUAUUGGAUCUAAUAAUGCCAUUGGCUGUUGCAUAUCACUGACAACAUUCUUGGGAGCAUUGAUGUUUUGCCUUAUUGCCUACCACCCCAGGUUGUCCCACUCAGCACAUCUCACCAGCCACUCACUCACUCAGCUCACUUACUUCCUCCUCCUCAGGACAGUGUCAGUGACUCUCAUCUUGACAUCUUGCUGCAUUGAGGGUGUGAGGGCAGUCAGGUGGGGAUGGACUGGGGGAGUAGUGAGCUGUGUGAGGAUUGUGGUAGGUGUACAUAAGUAUCAACACACACACACACACACACACACACACAGUCUCUCAUCAUGGAUCUCAGACAUGAUUAGCAGAGAGCAUCAACAUUCCCCAGGCUAGAGUUGUGAAUAAGCAAUUCUUGUGAGUUGUGAUAUACAAAAUAAAAAGUAUAUAUAGUAUAAAUAAGGAUAUACGUAUAUAUAUAUAUAUAUAUGUAUGUAUAAAAUAAUUUUUUGAAGAGUUUGAGGAUUUAUAAGAUGCUGUAGAUGGCAGAUUUUGAGGGCAACUUGAACACUAAGGUCAUAAUAUACUAUAGUUUUAUGCUGACCUGUAGGAAUCAGUCCACAACAGCUUCCCUGCCCAACUCGUAAACGUAGAGAAGUGACCUGAGGAACUGCCGCAGCCUUCCCAGUCAUUUCACAACACAACAGUGAGCCCGACAGACUCACACACACCUACCAUGACCCACUACCAGACCAUCCAAGACUGCACCAGUUUAUGAGACAAAGACAAAACCACGGCAGAGAGAGAGAGAGAGUGAGAGAAUAAGACAGGUCUUAGUCAUAAAAGGUGCCAACAGACUACCCAACAGAUGUUAUGGUGCAUUUCACCCUGACCUGACCAUCACCAUUACCAUGACUGCCACCAGAACCACCAUCACCACUAUCCACAUACGUAAAUCUAUACUCCUGCACAAAUGAGCUUGGCACAGAAUGAGUCCUUGGCCUGGAAGCUCUAUUACUCCCUAGAUAGUCACAGUGAGGUGGCAGGAAGUGUUGGUCAUGUGAUCUGGCUCUGGGACCCUUGACCUUACAAAUCCUUGCCCAACCAUUCCCUUUUUCCUUCCCCAUCUCCCCAUCACUCUUCCCUCCCCCCCCUCCACUCCCUCCACUCCCAACCAGAUCUCUCCACUGCGUGCUCUCCUCCUCAGCCUGUCAGCGCUAGCAUUCUGCCUCUGUGAUUGCCCCCAGAAAGGAUCAGCUCUUGCCUUACUGUUUGGGGGGGUUGUGCUAGCCAGUAACAUCUUACGCCACAUGAGACCAGUCAUUUUCAGCCUUAAACGGGCUUUCAGUAAGGCAUUCACUUGUUCAUACAGAGUAUUAGACAUUGAAAGAUAUUUUUGUUUUUGAAUACUCAGACUGGACUACCUAUAUCAUGUGAUGAGACAUUUCAUUUUACUUCUUCCCUCCCUCCCUCCUCCCAUCCUUGUAGAAAGUUGUCAUAACAUAAACAGUAGAGAGUGAGAGAGAGACAGACAGACAGAUCAUAUUAUAUCAGGAUGUUAACCUGGUGACUUUAAAGAAUGAAACCAAAGAUGUUAGCUGGUAAGAAUAAGCGUACUAUCUUUAUCUAGUCACAAGCAUCACCAUUACACACCAAAGUAGAGUUUAUGUUACCAAGAUAAUGUAUAUUGUUUUUGUUGGGUUGCCCAUUUGUUUAUUCAUAUUCAAGAGUUUAAAAAAUCAUCAGAUCAAUGAUGACAAAGAAUAAAGGAGGAUGUCCACUACCUCAGGACAACCUUCAGCUAUGGAUCACGACAUAUUUUUUUUAAGAAAAUUGCAAUUUGGAUAUUAAUAACUAGUGAUAUUAUGUUAUAAUAGAGUAUAUCUCAAACAGUUAUUUAUGAAACUCACUGUAAAGCUUGAUGUUUACAAUGAUAUGGCCAAAUGUAAUAACUCA
This is a messenger RNA of Scylla paramamosain (green mud crab), 9077 nucleotides long. It is a transcript of the gene unc-104, whose product is annotated as kinesin-like protein unc-104. The transcript has 37 exons. Gene Ontology annotation, biological process: microtubule-based movement. Bases 440 to 5764 code for a protein of 1774 amino acids. NCBI's taxonomy places the organism in Eukaryota, Metazoa, Arthropoda, Malacostraca, Decapoda, Portunidae. Gene Ontology annotation, molecular function: ATP binding; microtubule binding; microtubule motor activity. The record is from RefSeq and is a predicted model, not a curated record.